AUGGAGAAAAGACUCCACAACACGAGGCACGCCGCGAGGCAGGCAAGAAACACAGCCGGAACUUGCACCACCAGGACAGCAACAGCCGUCACGACACACAGCAGUAACACCACCACGUCGAUCGGUGCAGCCACAGCGACAGCGACGACCAUUUCGACCACAGCAGCAGCAGCGGCAGCAGCCGAAGACAUGUCUUCCAGACAUCACCCACAGCGACGAGAGCAGACGCCACACGACUCGUCAGACGACGAAGAGGAGGAGCAAGACGACGAGCAGACGACGACGUCUCCUAGCGAAUCUCCGCCGCCUUCGACGACGAUGACGAUGGCCGCACCGGCGCCGAGUGCUGUCUCGACGUCCCCGACGUCGACCUCGUCUUCUCCAGAACAGAUGUACAACGGCUUUCAGUCCUGGGCGUUACGGACUUACGGAGACAGCGCCAAGACCAAGACGGUUACCCGGAAGAAGUACCAGAGGAUCCUCAAGAUCCUCAAGGGCGAGGAACAGACCAGUGCCGAGAACUCAAAGUUUAGGUUCUGGGUGAAGGCGAAGGGCUUCAAGAUGGGACUCCCACCGGGACACGUGCCACAGGCUCAUCGGGGCGUCAAGCCGUCUGACCAGGUCCUCUUCGUGCCGUGCAGCAAGCUUAAGAAAGGCAGCGAGGGCGAGACUACCGUCUACAAGCGGGUGGCCGUGGUGGAGAACUUUUUCGACAUCAUCUAUGGCGUUCACGUGGAGAUGGACGGGCGCGGGGGCAAGCACGCCGGACAGAAACGCACCUACAAAGCCAUCGCCGAGCUGUACGCCUUCCUACCACGAGAAGCCGUCACCCAUUUUCUCAUGUCCUGCUCGGACUGCCAAAAACGCAUGCACCUCACCAACGGCUGCCUCACUGGUGUCACGAGCACCACCACCACCAACAACGGCGGCGGCGCGACGCCGGACCUGGCGUCUCCCGGUUACCCCGGCAACGGCUGCGCAACGACCGGAAGCGCCCCAUCGAACGACGUCAUUUCCGGAGGAGACUGCGGGAGUGGCGCCAUCUCUACGAGCUCCCCGGAGUCGUCGCCAGAUGGCGACGCGAGCGGCGACGGCGGCGGCGGCGACGGAGGCGCUCUUGGAGCUUGCGUGGCGGAGCCGGGAACGACGCCGGCGGUGAUCGCGGCUGAGUUGGAUUUCAGCGUGCCCAUCACUACGGCCUACUUGAAGCACAUGCGGAGCCUGGGGCUCUCGGAUGGGGAUGCCCUCAAUCAUAAAGAGGAUUCGACGUUCGGAAGCGACGACCUGAGCGACGAGGAUGGGAGCCCGAACUACGACGACGACGACAGUCCCGACACCUGCGUAGACGCCAAGGAGGAGGACGACGUGGCCAUGGCCGAGGGCGGCUCGGCGCCCGGUUCGGACGCCGAGCACGGCGUUGCCCCGACGCGGAAGAGCGGUGCAUCUCCCCGAGAGGGCGCGGGGGGGCUGACGCCCGCGGCGCCGUCGACGACAGCGUUGGGAGACGUCGAGGGCGUUCGCUGGAGCGACCAGCAGCCCCUCAACAUGACCUCGAGGCUGGGCGCCGACCAGGCGUACGACCGGACGCUGAGUCCGCCGGCCACACACCAAGGUGGAGAACACACACCUGACGACCUCUCUGCCAGCACAAAGGAGGAGGACGAAGAGGACGACGACGACGAGCAGGACAAGCUGGACAUUAAUUCCUAUGACCCUGAAAGGCUCAAGGCAUUCAAUAUGUUUGUGAGGCUGUUUGUGGACGAGAACUUGGACCGCAUGGUCCCGAUCUCGCGGCAGCCCAAGGAGAAGAUUCAGGCCAUCAUCGACUCGUGCUCACGCCAGUUUCCGGAGUUCUCGGAGCGCUCCCGCAAGCGCAUCCGGACGUACCUCAAGUCCUGCCGCCGCACGAAGCGAACCCGAGACCUCAAUGGUUGGGACGGUCGUGCUGCGGUUCCUCACCUGACCUCUCCGUUGGCCGAACAGAUCCUGGCGUCCGCCUGCGAGAAUGAGACCAACAAUGCCAAGAGGAUGCGUCUCGGACUGCAGCCUUUGGUGACGGACUCCGACGGAGCUGGAAGAUCAACGACCCCAAGUUUUCACCCUGCGGUCGGGGUGACUCCGAGCCAUUCCAGCAUUUCGACACCCGUUGCUGUCACUCCGACCACCAACGUGAGCAGUCAGCUGAUUAGCCGACUCACCUCUCCGAUCAUUAGCUCCACCCCCAAUGGCAACGCCGUGGCAGUCACCGUGGCGACAGCCAAUCCCGUGACGACCAGUAACAAUGUUGAAGUCACCACGGUAUGCCCGUUUCAUCUCCAUCACCACCACCAACAGUUCCACCACCAACUCCACAACAACACCACCAGCGCCAACAUCAUCAGCAGCAGCAAUGCCGUGUCGACAACUAAUGGAACUGUGGUUGUGACCGCAACACCCGCAACCGUCACCAGCUUCAUGAAUGGGACCACAACACCCCACACCCACACACACCAUCACCACAACUGCUUUGCCGGAGGAACCGGCAACAAUGGCAGUGUCAGUAACAUCGGGAAUACCACAAAUGGACACCACUACCAUACGCAUCACAGGCAUCUAGCCGUGAGCACUGGUAAUGGCCCAACCGACCUGAGCAUCAAGAAGUGUGCCGGUAACGGAACCGCAGAGCGACCAACGGCCCUCAAGUACUCGUUGAAUCCGACGGAAGUAAAUGCUGUGAAGCAGUUGAUUGCCGGGUAUCGGGAGUCAGCAGCAUUCUUGCUGAGGUCUGCCGAUGAGUUGGAGCAGUUGCUGCUUCAGCAAAAUUGAUCAUAUCUAUCCAAAAGACACAUUGAAGAGUGAGGUGCAGCUUGAGGUAUAUGUAUACAUAUCUUAUCCUUCGAGGAGGUAGCUUGUUGACACUGGAGAUGUCUGUUUUUGUCCUGCACUCACCAGUGAAGACAUUUUAAUAUUGGCAUUUUUAGGUUCAGAAAUUUCUCUCAGUUCCACUUGCAUCCUCAUUUUUGAAUUCGUCAAAGCAUCUGAAACUUGUCAGAGAUUACCCUGUAGGUGUUUAGAGAGGGAUGCUAGCCAAACCAUUAUUUUGUUGUUUAAUAAUUCUUCUGUAAUCUUUCUUGAGGCCUGCACAGGAACCUAUAGUGUGUAUGAGUGCAGAACUUCCUGAGUAAAUGUUGGGUCUGGUUCACUGCGAAGCAUGGCAGUGGAGUACAGCUCAUAAGUUUAAUCUUGAAGAAAGAGGAAGUAGAAUUUUUAAGCUGACAAAUUCCAGUUCCAGUUUGAACAUUCUAUUUUACAGAGAGCUCAAGAUCCAACCUUAUUCAUGCAUUGAGUUGUUUGAACAUUGUCUUUAUUGUGGAAGUUCUAGUCUGCAAGGAAGAAGCAUUAUGGUGUGAUUUUUGCAAGUGGAACUCCAGUUGAAGCACCAUCGACUUCUAAAGAUUAUUUGAAUGGAAUCCAAAGAGGGACCCUAAAGCAAGACAUCACAUUCCCCCCAGCCAGUUACCAUACUCUGCGAGAUCCAAAAGGCUCCAAAAAUACCUCAGCUGCAUAUUUCUCUAUAUAACAUAUCUCUUUACAAAACCACACUGGAACCAACUUUGAGGCAAAUCUUUGGAAGACACUCUAAGUGCCAAAGAGACCUUCUUGCUCUCUCUAUGCUUCUGUUUUGAGAUAAGGUGGAACUGCUGCACUGUUUGUUUUUUUGUCAAGUGUGCAUUGUUUGCCGUUCCAGCCACAUAUCGCCUCUCUGGCCCUAGCAUAUCUCCGCAUCAUACCGAACAGUCAAGGGUCAACUGUUGAAAAAUCCACCUCGGGUUGCUAUGCUGGUUUUAUGUACAGUUGCCCAACCAAAACCAACAAGAAAACAGACUUGCACAUAUCUUCUACUUGGGCAUUUGUAAGUGGUUAUCCUGUGGCUGUUACACGGUAUUCUCUAUUACCAAUGUGCACGGUGUCAUCCUUUAUCAGAAACCGCAAGUUGUGACAGUGUCAGUUCACACCUUUCUAGUCCCGCAAUGUGCAUGUGAAGGAUAUAGUAUAUAUUGUAUACACAUGCCUGUCUGCAUACAUAUGUACCUAUAUUUUUUAAAACAAGGCACAUUCCACCAUGGCACGUCUUAGGCUGUCAUGCGAUGUUGAGAUUGCGACACGAAAUAUUUGCAGGUCCAUUUCGUGAUUGUACACAAGAAUAGCAUUUGUACUGGAAAAUGAGUCUGUACAGAAGUUCUUGGUUUUCUCUACAGCUUUGAAUCUACUGGGAGGCUAUAGAGGGUUCUGUAGAAAACAGACCAGGGUACCUGGAUUGUGUGUUUAGACAUGCCACAUAUCUCAAAGCAAAAUGGCUUCCAGAAGCUUGUUUGGGAACAAGUAUUUGCAUUUCUUUUUACAGUAACAGCCUAUCACCGAAAGCAGGCACUUUAACAUAAAUAGGAUGAAGGCAUGAGAAAAAGAGUUUGGUUUUUUAUGUAUAAGAGUGAGAUUAUUUAUAAUUUCCCAUCUCAUUACAUAAAAUGCAACGAAGGCAUUCUUUAAAUUAUAUUUUGAAUAAGGAAACCGGGUUCUAGCACAUAUAUCUCGCUUUUAUAAAGAUUACUUUAAGGGCUGCAUAUCAAUUUCUAGUCCCAUGCAAAUGAGAGAUGCAAGUCUCGACAGCAGGCUAAGCAGGGCUUAGGUAAAAGGGCGGGAUUAUUUUACAAUCCUGGUAUCUUCCACAUAUCUCAGUGCAGACAUAUCCUAGAGUAGAAGCUCAUUUUAUUAAAUAUCUCUUUGAUGUCAUACUGAUUCAGUUACUGAUAAAGUACAAAAUAAAUUUUUUGAGUUGCUCUGCUAUAGAAUUAAAGCUUGGGUUUACCACAAAGAUGCACGUUGUUACAUCUAGAUCCUGCACUAUGUGGAUUGGAAGCAUCACAUUAGUGUUUCAUUCAUUAAGCAAGUCUAGUCAUACCAUCUGAUUUUUUUUAUGAAGAUCUAUCGGUGAAUUAUUAGUAUGGAUGUUGGUGCAUUUUAAGUGGUGCAAUACUAUUUGCUAUGAAAAAAACUCUGGGGCCCAAUUUUGAAAACUUAUGUAGGACUAGAACAUGAGCCAGGGUUCAUAAACAGAUGACCAAAUUGAGUAAUUCAUAAAACUACAUCUUCAAACACUUGCAAAUGGUUCACUCUACGUUCAUAUGUGUUAUUUUAAAGCAGUGCACUGUGCAAAAGAGUCUUUUGUGUCUAUGGAAUGUUUUGGAUGCACACUGCCAUGUGGUGUUAUGGUCAAGCAUACUCAUGCACAAAACCUGGGUUGAAAGGCCUCCAGCAAAAUGUUAGCACAUCACGGUAGCUAUUUGGCCAAUAAUCAUAUAAGUUCUCACCAUAUUUUUUUUAUAGAUUCCUUCAAUAGUAUGUUUCUUUAAGUGAAGCGAGUUGUUGAGACUCCUUUUCUGAUGGCUUUAUUGGGUUGUCAGUAAUGUAACCUAAUAGUGGACAGAGAGAAAUAUACAUGCUUUGCAAACAUUGGCUGAAUUUAAUAUGAGAUGUUUAGACAUGUGAGCGUGGCUGAAAGGUCGAACAAUAAAAACAACCAUUACAUUGUACAUUGCUCAAUCUUGCAAGGUGUGUGCAGUGCUAUCAAAGACACAAGAGUGUACUCAUGCAAAAAGAAUUUUGUUAGCUUAAACCUCCGUGCAAGAAUAGCCCUUCGGAAGGUCAAACGCUUUCACUUGUGCCUUCCAUAACCCUGCACAUAUCUAUUCAAGUGGAGUGUAGAAGUUUUUUUUGUAUGAAUUGAAUCAGAAAAAAUAUUACAAGGUGUGAGUAUAGUCGGAAUACAGUGAAGCCCACUCUAGCAAACUAACUAUAUGAAAUGUUAGAGCAGCAAAUGUUCAUUGAAAAUGUUACAUGUCCCUUAUGUGCAAAUUUAUUCCUGACAGAAAGUACCAAAAUAACAAUUUUUUCCAGAACAGUAAGUAUGAAGUAGAGUUUGGCAUAUUUGUAUUUUGGUUAUGGCAUUAAUGACUGUUUUAGAUCAAGCUCCUGAGGGUUAUUUUUACCAUUCAUCAUACAUCCCUUUUAAAAACAAUUAUUAACAGAAUUUAGUCUUUGUUAUCUCAUUUAACAAUUCAUUCCAAGGAAAGCUCUGAGAUUCUUGAAGUUCUUGAGAUUGGUGCUGCACAUUUAGUCAAAAUAAGCUCAAGUAAACAUUGUAUGAAAUGUUUGUAAAGAAUAAUCAUGAGCAACAAAAGCAUCCUUGCAGACAAAAAUAUCUCAAAUUCACAGUACCAUUCCAGCCUGUGAGGUGUAGUAACGGUAGUUGGUCAGGCUAAGUAGUAGUAUGUAAAAUAAUGCCAUGACAUUUCUUCAAAGAAUAUACACUUCAGAAUUUUUCUUAGCAAACAGCACAUUGCUAAGUAUCAGUGCCUGCAUAUUUCAUUCUCACAGAAGAAAACUUUGCUGGAGAACUUCUAACCCUAGAGAUUGACCAUUGAGCUUACAUAAAUGUGCAAACUUUUGGGGAAGUGUACCUCUCCUUAUGGGCCGGAUAUCGUGCAAUGUUGGCAAAGAGAAAUCGAUUUCAACUCCUGUUCUGAACGCCAUUUUCAGUCAUUGCACUUUGAAAAAAAAAAUAGUGACGACUGCAAAUGCUGUACAAGGAAUGUACUACUUGCAUCUGUUGUCAAACAUAUCUUGGGAAUAGUGUGUUACACUGUACAAAGACGAAGGCACGCACUCUUUUACGAUGACAUUCCUCACCCACAGAGACUCCAGGCAGUGCAUAUCAGAAAUAUCAAGCAUUUUUUGGGCUGCCAAGGGUAUUUACCUUUUGUGUUCUCAUUAGCAUGGCUCAGUUAUAGUCUUCUUUUAAUUUAUGAUGUUGGUUAUUUUUGUGAUAUUGUAAUGUAGUGUUUUUUUUCACAGGCGGCAGAGCGAAGCCUGUGAUGUUUUUAGUGUCUUGUUUGUGGGUUGUUUUGCUCAUUAUUGAGUUGUUACAUGUGGGUUUAGGUGUUUGUUACUUUGUCUCUCUGGUUGUUUCAGGCUUCCUAGUCACUAGCUUACUAGUCUUGGCAUAACCAGUUUCGUCUUCAAAAGCCUGCCUUUUACGGGCUCUAAAAGCUGGCUCACACAUCCCCGUUCUCUUAUGUUACGUUACGAAAGCUUAAGCCUGCUCGCGCCACAAGUCGCCGGGACAUCUGUGCUCCAUAUUAAGCGUGGCUGCCAGGCAUUCGAAACAAAUGUUUCGGUGACUUAUAUGUAAUGCAAGAAAACGAGAAAUCGGGGCUGUGUGAACCAGCCUUUACUCUAAGGUUAUCAGCCCGAAUCAGAAGAUAACCUGGGUCGUUGAUUAUCGACAUUCCGAAACAACAUAAAAUACGGACGUAAGCGAAUUGAAUCUUGACUUUGUGUGCAAAGAGAUAUGUCGUUACACCCUUCGAAAUUCUUGAAAUGGCCAAAUUCUUUCCCACAGACAAAGUGGUCAUGCCAUGCUAGAUUUCUAGUUACCUCACUUCCAGAUUCUCGAUGUUCAUUCCACGAAGCUUGAACACAGGGGAGACAAUUUUACGUGAUGCAUACACUGCGUGGUGCAAUGUUUCUAUUUUUUAUGUGGGUGGUAAUAUUUUGUUGUUUGUGAAUAUACCAUAUCAUUCCAUAGAGUUUUUAUGCAUUCCUGUGUUGUUGACCUGAGAAUUUGUUUCAUAUUUUUUCUCCGGUUUGGAUCAUAUCCUCUCCAUCGUCUUCUCAGCUAUUCCCUCGAGUUCUCAGAGGUCUGUCCGUACCCGACUUGUUUCCAACAGUGCUGACGCCAAACACGAGGCCAGAGCUGUCUGGGCGCUGUACAUGCAUUUCGGGCUCUGCGAGCUGCAGAGAGUUUCUUGCCUUUGCUUCUCGCCUUUUUCGACAGAAGUUUAUACGAGGAAUAAAAAGCUGUUGUCAUAUCACGUG
This is a messenger RNA of Ixodes scapularis (black-legged tick), 7914 nucleotides long. Its product is annotated as nucleolar protein 4. Lineage: Eukaryota; Metazoa; Arthropoda; Arachnida; Ixodida; Ixodidae. The transcript is spliced from 8 exons. The record is from RefSeq and is a predicted model, not a curated record. The coding region runs from base 1 to 2805 and encodes 934 amino acids.